Molecule: messenger RNA, 1044 nt
Organism: Nannospalax galili (Upper Galilee mountains blind mole rat)
Lineage: Eukaryota; Metazoa; Chordata; Mammalia; Rodentia; Spalacidae
Product: olfactory receptor 480
Exons: 1
Coding region: 106-1044 (312 amino acids)
Biological process (GO): sensory perception of smell; G protein-coupled receptor signaling pathway
Cellular component (GO): membrane
Molecular function (GO): olfactory receptor activity; G protein-coupled receptor activity; odorant binding
Source: RefSeq, a predicted model, not a curated record
UCCUUUAUAUUAUAAUGUGGUUACUGUGAAAAAUAUACAAGUGAUACUGAAUUCCAUUCUAACAACUGCUCACUUUUCUUGCAGUGGGUACAACUCCUGACAUAAAUGGAGCGUGGAAACUACUCAGUUGUGACAGAGUUCAUUCUCUUGGGGUUAACAGAAGAUGCUACAGUUUGUGCCAUUUUAUUUGUUGUGUUUCUGGGAGUCUAUUCUGCCACUUUAAUGGGAAAUUUGAACAUAAUCAUAUUAAUCAGAAGCAGCCCUCAGCUUCACACCCCCAUGUACCUUUUCCUCAGCCAUUUGGCCUUUUUAGACAUUGGGUACUCCUCCUCAGUCACACCAAUCAUGCUUAAAGGUCUUCUCAGGAAAGGAACAUUUGUCCCUGUGGCUGGCUGUGUAGCCCAGCUCUGUUCUGUGGUGACAUUUGGGACAUCUGAGUCUUUCCUACUGGCUUCCAUGGCCUAUGACCGCUAUGUGGCCAUCUGCUCACCCCUGCUCUAUUCCACCCAAAUGUCCUCCAGAAUCUGCAUUCUCCUAGUGGCAGCUUCCUACCUGGGUGGAUGUGUGAAUGCUUGGAUAUUCACUGGCUGUUCAUUAAAUCUGUCCUUUUGUGGACCAAAUAAAGUUAAUCACUUUUUCUGUGACUAUUCACCACUUUUGAAGCUUUCUUGUUUUCAUGACUUUUCUUUUGAAGUAAUUCCAGCGAUCUCUUCUGGCUCCAUCAUUGUGGUCACUGUGUUCAUCAUCGCUCUGUCUUAUGUCUACAUCCUUGUCUCAGUCAUGAAGAUGCGAUCCACUGAGGGCCGCCAGAAGGCCUUCUCCACCUGCACCUCCCACCUCACUGCAGUCACUCUGUUCUUUGGAACCAUUACAUUUAUUUAUGUGAUGCCCAAGUCCAGCUACUCCACUGACCAGAACAAGGUGGUGUCUGUGUUCUACACAGUGGUCAUCCCCAUGUUGAACCCUCUCAUCUACAGUCUCAGAAAUAAGGAUGUUAAAGAGGCCAUGAGAAAAUUGAUGGCUAAAGCUCGAUGGUGGUCCUGA